Messenger RNA from Porites lobata, 5909 nucleotides. The record is from the annotation of a GenBank genome assembly. Lineage: Eukaryota; Metazoa; Cnidaria; Anthozoa; Scleractinia; Poritidae.
AUGGGCAGUUACGAUGGCGCCGAAUCAUGCGAACUCGUCGGCACUUACCUCCUCCACAACAUCAAAGAAAGGUUCGGUAACGCAUGUAACUUUGGCUUGUACAGAGAUGACGGUCAAGGUGUAACUAAGGCAUCACCUCGGCAGGCCGAGCUUAUUAAGAAGGAAUUGUGGAGCAUUUUCGCCAAGUACGGUCUGAAGAUUACUAUCGAGGCCAAUAAGAAAGUAGUAAACUUUCUUGACGUCACACUUAACCUGGCUAACGGUAAAUACUUGCCAUACAACAAACCAGGAAACAUUCCACUCUACGUCAACAAGAAAUCUAACCAUCCACCCCACAUCAUCGAAAACAUCCCAAAGUCCAUUAACAAAAGGCGGUCUGGGGAGAGCAACAUGGAGUGAAGACGCAUUUUCGGAAGCUCCGUCGGCCACUUUUCUUACUACGGUGUUUAUGGAGGUUUCCUCUGUUUUUGUUACUCCUAAGAGAAAAUACAGCAGAAACUCAUCCUGUAGCUCAACUGAAGCGUCACCUGAAGAAAAACGAGCUAAAGAGGCCUCAUCUCCGUAGACGGGCCAACUUUAGCAAGUCUGAACCAGACAAACUUUACAUCGAUGGUAAAUAUAUUAAAUUCUGACUCUAAAAGAAUCCUUUGAGUUUGAGCUUUAUUCAUUAGUUUGCCGAACGGCGAUUACAAUAUUUUCUGGCGAAGUUAUAAGUUUCUUUUCUUCUCAAUAUUAUGUAUGAUUUUUAAUUAUUCGCUCUUUUGUAUCAAAACAACAUCAGAUAAGAUCAUCAUCCUUUUGUUAGAUUUUUGCUCCAUGGACACCUUUUAUUUUGAUUAUAUGUUUUUUUUUUUUUUUUUUUUGGGGAGGAGCUUUCUUCUGUGUAGGAUCUAGGUUGUUAGUAGAUGGAUAUUAAUCUGGAACACGAGGUAGGUGUAUUAUCGUGUUUUUCCCUCUUGUUCCAUUUUUGUGUAGUGUACGUAAAAGGCAAUAGAAUCUAUUAUUCUAAUAUAUAUGUACUGAUGAAAUUUUUUCGCGUUAAUUUCCUCUAAUUUGAGGAACGGUCUAUUCUUAUCUAAAUAUUGCAAAAACCAAGCGGAGCGCUCUUUAAUCAUAUCUCAUGUUUUCUGCUGCAAUCACAGUUUUACUGGUAUUUUACUACUACUGAAAUGUGCGCUAGCACGUGCAAAUUAGUUUCCUUAAAUGUAAGGGGCAUUGGAAAUUUUAAGAAAAGGAGAACGAUAUUUACUUGGUGUCGAAAGCAAAAAGCAGAUUUCAUCUUCUUACAAGAAACCCACUCAAAAAUGGACUCAGAGACGUGUUGGAGAAAUGAAUGGGGGAGUGACAUUAUUAUGGCCCACGGGACCUCCAAUUCACGCGGGGUGGCAAUUCUUGUUAAAAAGGAUGUUGAUUGCACAAUUCACUCAAAAGUGUUGGACCCCUCAGGACAAUAUGUUAUAAUAAAAGCAGAAUUUAAUGACAAAAUGUAUGUUCUAAUCAACAUCUACGCUCCGAAUAAAGAUUCGAAUAUUGUGAGCUUUUUCAACAAUCUACUUCUGAUUUUGCGAAAUAAUAAUUUUGAUGAAGAAGAAAACAUUAUUAUGGGAGGGGAUUUCAACUGCCCUCUUAAUCCACUUAUGGAUAAGAAAGGAGGCCAAUUGAGUCCAAGAAAAUCUGUUGUAUCAACCAUUAGCAACCUACUAGAAGAGUUUGAUCUCGUCGAUAUAUGGAGAGUUAAGAAUCCUCAGAAAAAGAGCUUUACAUGGAGUCAAAAUUUGCCUACGAUCUUUUGUCGUUUAGACUAUUGGCUGAUCUCAAAUUCUUUACAUGAUCUAGUUAAAGCAGCAGAUAUAUUCCCGGCAAUUAGAACAGACCAUGCAGCUAUUACUCUUGAACUUGUAUACAAAUCUGAUGACAUCAAAGGUCCAGGUAUCUGGAAAAUGAAUUGCUCCCUUUUAGAUGAUGAAGACUACGUUAUUGGCAUCACGGAGAGGAUACCUAUCUGGUUAGCUGAAGGUCGUAAGGACCUUUCGAACUGUCGAAGUAUUUGGGACUGGUUAAAAUACAACAUAAGAGCGCACACUAUACAGUAUUCCAAAAGAAAAGCUCGAGAAAGAAGUGAAAGAGAAAAGGAACUCCAAGAACAACUCGCUAAUGCAAAGUGUGCUUUCGAAACAGAUCCUAGUAUUUUGAAUGCAAAUCUUCUUAACUGUGCUAAAGAUAUGCUCGAAUUGUUUUAUGAAGAAAAGGUUAAAGGAAUAAUUAUUCGAGCGCGAGCCCGCUGGCACGAGCAUGGCGAAAAAAAGCACCAAAUACUUUUUAAACCUAGAAAAAAGAAAUCAUGUCAAAAACAUAUGAGAAAAUUAAAUAUCAACGGCUCGUCUACCACGGAUCCGUCAAAGAUCUUGUCCGAACAACAACGUUUUUAUCAAGAAUUGUACUCGAGUAAGAACAUGAAUAAUGAAAAUUUGCACGAAAUUAAAUCCUUUUUAAAAGAUUUAAACAUUCCUAAACUGUCAGAAGAACAAAAAUGUCUUGUGAAGGUGAAAUUACUCCAGAAGAAUGCGCACUUAUCUUGGAUAGUUUCCAAAACAAUAAAACUCCAGGGAACGAUGGAAUUCCCAUCGAAUUCUAUAAAAAUUUUGGCCUUUACUUUGUGAGCCUUUCAUUCUCUGUGCUAACGAAUGCUUCGAAAAAGGUGAAAUGUCGCGCUCUCAAAAGCAAGCAGUAAUUACGCUCAUCGAAAAGAAAGGAAAAGAUCGAUCCUUUCUGGAAAACUGGAGGCCGAUAUCUUUGGUAAAUGUGGAUGCGAAAAUUAUGGCUAAAGUUAUAGCUGCUAGAAUACAAAAUGUUCUACCAAGCAUCAUCCAUUACAAUCAAACUGGAUUUAUAAAAGACCGCUAUAUCGGCGAAACAGUACGAUCGAUUUUUGACAUAAUGAACUUCACUGUUGAAGAAAACAUUCCUGGUUUGUUGAUCUUUAUCGAUUUUCAGAAGGCUUUCGAUAGUUUAGAACGCAGCUUUUUACAAAGUUGUCUAGAAUCUUUUAAUUUUGGCCAGAGCUUUAUUAGAUGGGUUUCUUCUUUUUACAAAAAUAUACAAAGCUGUGUUAUCAACAAUGGCAUAAUCUCUGAUUACUUUACAGUCGAACGAGGAGUUAGGCAAGGUGAUCCUCUUUCUCCUUAUCUCUUUGUAGUAGCUGUUGAAACCUUGGCUAUCGCAAUAAGACAAAAUCCAAUGAUAAAAGGUAUUACUAUUGACAAGAAGGAAACAAAAUUACUUCAAUACGCAGAUGACACAACUGUGGUUCUGUCAGACAUCGACUCAGCCCAAACCCUUUUCAGGUUGUUAGACGAUUUUAAGAGGAUUUCAGGUUUAGCCGUUAAUCCCUCAAAAACUGAAGCAAUGUGGAUCGGAUCAUUAAAGGAAAAUAAAUCAAAACCUUUUGGUAUUAAAUGGCCAAAUGAACCAAUUAAAGCUCUCGGAGUCUAUUACACCUAUGAUCAAAAAUUACUACACGAGAAAAAUUUUAUAGAAAGACUAGACAGCGUGAAAAAAUUGGUACACAUAUGGUCUGCGCGAGGUCUUUCCCUUUAUGGAAAGGUUACUGUUAUCAAAUCGUUGAUUGUUCCAAAAUUUGUUUACGUGGCAUCAUUAUUAACAAUUCCAAAGUGGGCGGUUCAAGAAUUGAACAGAUUGAUAUUUAAAUUCCUAUGGAGAGGUGUUGACAAGGUCACACGUUUGUCAACAAUAAAUGACUACCAAAAAAGUGGCUUGAAAAUGAUUGACCUAGAAACGAUGGUCAAAUCUUUAAGACUUGCCUGGCUAAAGAGAAUCUUCAGCGAAAACGACAGCACAUGGAAGAAUUACUUGCGUUAUCAACUUAAAAGUUUCGGGGGCUCUUUCUAUUUCAUUGUAACUACGAUGUAAAAGACGUUCUAAUCAAAUCACCUUUUUACUCCGAGCUACUUCAAUGGUGGGCUGAUUUUCGUGAUGACUUUUCUACAGAUAAAAUGCGGUAUAAUAUUAUUUGGAAUAAUAAAGACAUUAGGAUAAAUAAUAAGCCAAUUUUUUACAAAACAUUUUUCGACAAUGGUUUUCUUCUGGUUUCCGAUCUUCGAUUUGAUUUAAGUAUUGCAGAGUCACAUAGUAUCAUUAUAAGAAAGAUUGAAAAACCAAUUUCUUAGUAUGGGCAGGUCUCAGAUAUGCUGUACCGUCCCACUUAAAAAGCUAAUCCUAGAACAUCUGAUCACACCUUUUUAACAAUGCCACCCUCCGUGAUAAUUAAGAAUAACGACUUUGAUAUUUUAAAGAAGAAAUCAAAAGAUUAUUAUUCAUUGCUCAUAAGUAAAAAGGCACAGCUUUCUAAAAAUACCUCAGCUUUAAAACGGGAUUUUAAUCUGACGGAAGAUCAGCUAGAAAAAGCAUUUCUUUUACCGCACAUCAUAUGUUCUGAAUUCUAUGUUAAGGCCUUUCAGUACAAGGUCCUUAACUCCAUAUUAUAUACUAACACUAAGUUAUAUAAAAUAGGAUAUAUUACCGAUGAUAAAUGCUCCUUUUGUAUGUAUAAACCGGAAACCCUUAUCCACCUUCUUUUUGACUGUGUAUAUGCAAAACUUUUCUGGAAGGAUUUUGAAUUAUAUUAUUACUCGUUGUCAAAUGAAUUGAUCAACCUUAGUCUACAGGAUGUGCUAUUAGGUAUAAUAGCCGUACAAUGCCCUUUACUGAACUACUUUCUACUAAUAGCCAAACUAUAUAUAUGGGAUUGCAGAAGAUCACAAACUCGUCCAAUUAUUGCAGGGUUUAAGUUAAGGAUUAAUAUUAAAUUCGAAACAGAAAAAUAUAUUUGUACCAAAAAUAGAACUUUAAGUGACUUUUAUAAAAAAUGGGCGAUAUUGUGCACCGCGUAACGCUUUAUUAUUAUUAGUAUUAUUAUUAUUACAGUCUAGGCCGUUCAGUUCUCUUUACUUAUCCUUCUAAAUAAAAAGAAAAACACUUAUACUUAAUCUAUAUAUAAUCCUCUUAUACUUUUCUGUUGCCACUGUGUUUAUAGUGUUAGUAUUGUAAAUUAUGUUAGUAAUCACUUUAGUUUAAGUUAUUAGUCGUCAAUAAUUGUAAUUGUAACUUUCUUUUCUUCUUUCUAUGUAAAAAAAGUAAUGAGUACGGUGUUGUAAGUAGUGUAAGCACUGUAAGUUGUGUUAAGUAACAUUUUGUAAGUAGUGCUUGUGUUGUAAAAAAAAAAAAAAUUAUUAUAAAAAAAAAAAAAAAAAAAAAAAAUUAACAAAAGGCUGUCCGAAAUCUCUAUAGAUGAAGAUUCCUUUAGCAAAGCGGCGCCUCUAUAUCAGAAAGCUCUCGAUGACAGCGGGUACAACCACAAACUUGCGCUCUCAGUUCCUACGGCACAGUCUCCGAACUCUGGAAGAAGGAACCGCCAUAGAGACAUCAUUUGGUACAACCCCCCUUUCAGCAGGAACGUGGCUACUAACGUUGGACGAUCCUUCCUAAAGAUCGUCGACGAAGAAUUCCCGAAGGGCCAUGCGCUGCAUAAAAUCUUCAACCGGAACACAGUUAAGAUCAGUCACAGCUGCAUGCCGAAUCUAAAGCAAAACAUUGAUGACCACAGCAAAUCCACCCUACGGAAAACAAACGCCGUACCACCUAAAGCUUGCAACUGCCGUCAACCAGCUCAUUGCCCUCUGGACAGUAAUUGCUUAAAAUCAGCCGUGAUCUACCAAGCCACAGUGGCAACGGAGGACGACAGGCCAGCCGAGACCUAUGUAGGCCUUACUGAGAACUAUUUUAAGAGCAGAUAUUCGAGCCAUAAGUCUUCUUUCAGAGACCCAAACAAGAGACUCAGUAAGCACAUCUGGCACUUGAAAGACGCUAAGAUUGGAUUUAGCUUAACUUAG